AUAAAAUCGGGCAGGAUCAUCGUUACCUAAUCUGCGUCUGCUGUCUAAUUCACAACACGUCGUAUACGAUGCGUGUCGGGGAAUCACACUGAUUGUAACUUUAAGAUUUACACUAUGGGAGGCCAGUUGUCCAUUGAUGAGAAGGUUCAUGUGGUAAUUGUUGGUGGUGGGUUUGGUGGCAUUGCAGCUGGCAUGCAUCUUAAAAGUCACGGGGUACCCUUUAUCUUGAUUAACCCUUUAGAUGCAUUUCAUCACAAUGUUGCAUCACUGCGCGCUUCAGUUCAAAGUGGCUUUGCCCAGCAAACCUUUAUCCCUUACAAAAAAACAUUUGGCCUGAAUUUCCUUCAGGGCCGUGUGACACAAAUAGACACUACAGAAAAAUUUGUUGUGCUCGACAAUGGAAAGGAAGUAAGAUAUUCACACCUGAUUCUCUGUACUGGGUCAGAUGGACCUUUUCCUGGGAAAUGCAGCAAUGUGGAUACGUACCAGAAAGCCAUAAAGAAAUAUGAAGAUAUUGUAAAAGAGGUCCAGGCAGCUGACUCAGUGCUCGUAGUUGGUGGUGGAUCCACCGGGGUGGAAAUGGCUGCUGAGAUCAGGACAGAAUAUCCAAACAAGAGGGUUAUUCUUGUUCACUCACGUGAUACCCUAGCUGAUUCAGAGCUGCUUUCCAGUGUAAGAGAAGAGGCCAAACAGGUACUACUCGAGAAAGGAGUGGAGUUAUUUUUAGGACAGAAAGUUUCAAACCUUGAUGAGCUGGAACUGAAUGUGAAGGGCAAAAUGAUAAAGACGGAUAAGAACGAGCAGUUUACUGUUGACCUUAUUAUUUUCUGUACAGGGAAUAAGAUCAAUUCAGAUGCAUACAGGUCCAGUUUAGCUGGGUCUCUGGCACAGAAUGGAGCCCUGAAAGUGAAUAAGCACAUGCAGGUGGAGGGCUUUGAAGAUAUAUAUGCUGUUGGGGACUGUGCUAACGUGAAUGAACCAAAGAUGGCCUACCAUGCUGGACUUCAUGCCAAGGUGGUUGUGACAAAUAUUAUUAACAGUCUGGCCGGAAAAGCACUGACGUCAUACAACACAGGAAAUGUGACAAUGCUGUUGGCUAUGGGCAGAGAUGAUGGUGUGGGACAAUUCAAUGGUUAUAAACUACCUCGCUUCUUAGUCACUAAGGGGAAGAGUCAAGGCUUACUGCUGUGGAAGAGCUGGAUGGAAAUGGGACAGAAAGCACCUAGCUAGUAGGUAGCCACAGGGUCUAUUAUUGUGCAGUACACAAAACUACAUUCAUCUAGUUCAAGGAGAUUCCUAUUCCUAUUGGUGUGGUGGUAAUUUUGUUAUCAGCCUAAAUAGAAGGACAUAUAUGCUGUUAAUUAUAUAUCUUCAAUGUAACUAAAGAUUUUUUAAUAACAGUACUGUAUCUCGCAGUGUUUUUAAUGGGUUCACAUGGAAGAUACAUGUUUAAUAAAGUGUACUUUUCCCCCCUGACAAACAGUUAAAACAUCUUUACAUACAGGUGCCAUGAAUUUUUUUUUCACUUAUUUUUUCUUUUUUUGUAAUGUCCAACAAAGUCCAUUUGUUAAGUGUUCACAUAUAUACUGCUGUAGUAUAGUAUGUAGUAUAUAUAAUACCUCCAUGCAAUACAGGGAAGACAUUUAAAUGUAAAAUCACAAGAUAAAUAUUAGAUGAUGAAUCAGGAUUCCAGCUUUUGUUUACUAACCUUUACAUCUACUGUAGAUUAAACAAACCUUUUGUUUGACUUUACACAUUUUUGUGAGCCUUGUGAAAACUGUUACCCAGUGUCCUAAUAUUAUAUGCUGUUCAGUUUACUGAAAGACUGUCUGUCCAAUAAUUUGUUUUCCCUUAAAAAGUGUAUAGUCUGUCACCAAGGAACGUAUGAUCUUAGAUGGCUAUCCAAAUGUAAAUAUUAGGAAAUUAAAUUCUGAUAUAACGUAUCAUGCUCAUCUUUUGAUUUCAAGCCUAAAUGCCCUUGGUGUAUAGCAAAAAUGAAUAAAUUUACCUUGCUUUGGA
Messenger RNA from Clarias gariepinus (North African catfish), 2019 nucleotides. It is a transcript of the gene aifm2, whose product is annotated as apoptosis inducing factor mitochondria associated 2. Gene Ontology annotation, biological process: positive regulation of apoptotic process; apoptotic mitochondrial changes. Gene Ontology annotation, cellular component: cytoplasm; mitochondrion. The record is from RefSeq and is a predicted model, not a curated record. NCBI's taxonomy places the organism in Eukaryota, Metazoa, Chordata, Actinopteri, Siluriformes, Clariidae. Bases 115 to 1230 code for a protein of 371 amino acids. Gene Ontology annotation, molecular function: flavin adenine dinucleotide binding; electron-transferring-flavoprotein dehydrogenase activity. The transcript is spliced from 9 exons.